UCAAGAUAUUUAAAAAACAAUACAAUAAUAAGAAUGUGAUAUCACAAAUUAUUAAUAUUUAAUUUAACAUUCGGUACAUUCUUCUGUUUGCAAAAUGUCUUCAAACGUUGAGGUAGAGCCAGGUGCGGCUACAGAAAGUGGUCUAGUAACUACGGACUCUUUUGAAAAUUUUGAACAAAUGAGCUCUAGUUUAGAAGAGAUCAAGAAUACUAAUGCUAUUUCCCAUAGUGAAGAAUCUAAUGAUAAUACUCACAGUGAUAAUUAUGAGGAAAGCACGAACACGGUAGAAGGCUCAGAAGACGAUGAUUAUUUUGAACACAAUAAAGAAUGGACUAGUAAAAAUAAACAUGUAUUUGUUUUAAGUUUAGCAGGGAAACCUAUUUAUUCAAGGUAUGGAAAUGAGGAUAAAUUAGCAUGGUUAUUUGGAGUAAUGCAAACUUUAGUUAGUUUUGUUCAAUCAAGCGAUGACUGUAUAAAAAGUAUUCAUGUGGGAGAUACGAAUUUUGUAUUUCUAGUCAAAAAACCCUUAAUAUUAGUAAUUGUUUCAAAGACAAAAGAAAGUGUCCAACAACUUACAUCUCAAUUAAAUUAUGUAUUUAAUCAAAUAACAAGUAUCUUAACAUUGACACGAUUAAGUAAAAUAUAUGAACAAAGGCAGAACUAUGAUCUAAGGAGAUUGUUAUCUGGUGUAGAAAGGCUGAUCGACCACCUCUUAAAUUUCUCAGAAACGGAACCUUCCUUCUUUUUAGGUGCUGUACAGUGUCUUCCCCUUGCUUCUUCUGUGAGAGAUUCAAUAAGUUCUGCUAUCGUUGGUGCAUGCAACAAAAUUAAGAAUUUGGUUUUUGCCAUAUUAUUAGCCAACAAUAAACUGAUAACUCUGGUCCGCAUGAAGAAAUAUUGCUUACAUCCCGCAGACCUACACUUAAUAUUCAACUUAGUACAAGCUUCGGAGAGCCUAAAGAACUCCGAAAGUUGGACGCCACUUUGUUUGCCACGUUUCGAUCCGAGCGGAUUCCUUUACGGUCAUGUUUCCUACCUCUCCGAAGACUGUCAAGCCUGUUUGCUUCUUCUAACAGUGGAAAGGGACGUGUUUUUCGUUUUAAGCGAAGCUAAGCAACGUAUCGUCGAGAAACUCCGAAGGGGGAAUUGCUUGGAAGCGAUCAACGAAUCUUUGAUUACGAAGGAAGAAACCUGUUUUACUGCGGGAUUCCCUGAGAUCAGGCAUUACUUGUACAAAUGUAAAUCCACGGCACAGUUCUAUCAGCCUUGCCUGAGCCCUCCGUAUACCCAAACAAGGCAGCAUUUAAUAGACGUUUAUAAGAGAGCACAUCAAAGACUUCAUUGCCCGACUAGGCCUUUGAAGUUGGUUUUUGAAAGAAGUUCCGAAGAAGCCAUUUUAGCAUGGGACACAAAAGGUUUUGAAUUGUAUGUUGUUUUUGAGCCUUUGAUAACCACAAAUAAUGUGAUCGAUAUGGUAGGACGGUUGUUGAACUGGAUAAAAAAACGGGAGGAAAAAUUGUUCCAUUUAAAUGCACCUACAUUUUAAAUUAUUUCUGCUUCACGCAAUGUGUAAAAUAGAAUGUACAUUUUCUGUGUAAAAAAAAUAUUUUAGAUACUUAUAAUUGAGUAAGCCUUCAAGAACUGAUUAAUAAAAUUUGUGGUAAGGAUUCAUUUAAAUCUUGUAACUGUUAAGUGCUUUUGGGUUAUUGAUAAUGGUGUAUUGGAUCAUUUUUCUAGUUCAAUAAAACCCUCAAACAGUAGUAAAAUUAGUACAAAAGGGCAUACAAAAAUUUGAUUUAUAAGAAACCUUUAGAGCAUUUGCAUACAGGGUGUUCUAUUUAAAACUCUCCAGCCUGUAUCCCAAAAUCUAAAAGGGAUAGUGAAGUUCUGUAAAAAAAUGUUGUGUAAUACUCUUUGAAACAGUUAAAUACAAAAAAUUUUACUUCAAAUUUGAGAAAAUGUGUUUCUUAAACAAUGUCCAUUGUUCACUACAGAUGUACCGAAACCUACAUAAAAUAUACAGUGUCGUUCGUAGUGUUCUGUGAAAUGUUCAGGUUAGAAUUUUGAAAAAAUUUUUCUCAAACUAGGUUUGACUGUACAAAAAUAACCUCAGAUUCGUGUUCAGCACCUUCGAAAUAAGCAGUAGGAUGACAAUUUGGGAAGGUGACAAAAUGGUAAAUAAUAAUAGGUGCUUCAAAAAGACGUUUUUCUAUUGAAACGAUUAAAUUCUGUACUGGUUUAUUUGAAACCUUUUUUAUCCCGAUUUUGGUUAAAUUGGUAUUAAAACUUAUUUUAUCCAGAUUUGUGUCUGACCAUAUACUUUUAAUUUAUCUAAGUUAUAUACACUAUGAUUUGAAAGGAUAUACAGUUGAGUGAAUGGCAAAAAUUUGGUUAUGUUUAUAUCUUCAGCUCAUGACGUCAUUGUUGUUUAAGAGCUAAAGUAACAGCGAUUUUUUUAAUAGCUGCAUGAAAAUCGCAAUGUGGUACAUAAGAAAAUUUUCAAGAAGAGAAAUAGUAUUAAACUUAUAAGCAGGUCAACAGAAAUUUCGUCAAAAUUGUAGAAUUUUUUAUUAAGUUAAUUGCAUAAAAAUAACCAUCAUCUGAUUGUCAACAGUAUCUCAGUCUAUCCACAAAUUCCUGUUACACUUAUACUCUCUUAUUCUAUCUGAUAUCUUAUUUUCUCUUCUAAUAAAUUAAAAUUACAUUUUCUUAUAUAACUGACUUUUAAUAUCACCUAGGCCAUACCCACACUUUUUUGAUCUAUCACCUUUGACUUAUUUAAAUAUUCCUGGACUGGUAUAGCAAAGAGCGGUAGGGCUUCAUCUUGAUAUCACAGGGUGUUACUAGGGAUAUCAGGAUCAUAAUGUUGCCUCCGCAUCUAAAAUCUUGACACACAUGUACUACAUAUUUUUUUACAAAACUUAUAUAUCUUGGUUUUGUGAGACAUCAGGUUGUGAAGUUUUAAAUAGAGCACAGCGUAAAGUUGUUGUGAAAUAACCUAUAUACAUGAGUAUUUAACAAAAACAGAAACCCUACCCCCAUCAAUGGACUUCAUAUUUCCAAACAAGAGUUGUGACUACAAUUAAAGAAGUGCUGUGGCUCUAAAUAUAUGUUUUUAAUAGAAGCAUUAAAUAUAUUAAUUUAAUAAGUACAUAUACAGGUUAUAGCAAAAGUAUGGCAGAAUAACUCGGUGGGAGAGCAUUUUAGAGAAAAAAUUUUAAAUACAAAAGUUUCAGGAUUUCUCCCUAGCUAUCCGAUG
This is a messenger RNA of Anoplophora glabripennis (Asian longhorned beetle), 3259 nucleotides long. RefSeq names its product vacuolar fusion protein MON1 homolog A (gene Mon1). The record is from RefSeq and is a predicted model, not a curated record. The transcript is spliced from 4 exons. Gene Ontology annotation, biological process: endosome to lysosome transport via multivesicular body sorting pathway; protein targeting to vacuole. The coding region runs from base 95 to 1546 and encodes 483 amino acids. NCBI's taxonomy places the organism in Eukaryota, Metazoa, Arthropoda, Insecta, Coleoptera, Cerambycidae.